Messenger RNA from Arctia plantaginis, 3480 nucleotides. NCBI's taxonomy places the organism in Eukaryota, Metazoa, Arthropoda, Insecta, Lepidoptera, Erebidae. The record is from the annotation of a GenBank genome assembly.
AUGACUUCUACUCCAAAGACUGAGAAAUGCGGACAAGAGAACGAAUCAGGCAGCGAGGGGAGCUCGGGACACCGUGGGUCGCUGCGCGGAGCCAACAAGUUGGCGAGGCGCGCCCGGUCUUUCAAGGACGACUUGCUCGAGCGCAUCUCUAACAUGCGUUCACCGGCGCAGCAACACCAUCUGCCUCAUUUCUCAUCUAAUGUCAGCAGAUCCCAUUCACCGCUUAGUCCGAAAAUUCGGAACAUGGCCACAAAGCCCACGGCUGAAGAGGGAGAAGUUACACCUGCCAAAGAACUUGAACGGCUAGUCAAAGAGGUUACAUUUGGUUUAAAACACUUUUCGGAUGUUAUUACGAAGAGGAAACUGGAAAUGCUCCCCGACAAUGGCACCAUUGUUUUUGAAUCGAUUGCAAAUAUACACAAAGCAAUUAAACCAUACUGCAGUCGGUCACCACAGCUUACAAGUGCAGUGAAGCGUCUCUGUGCUGCAUUGGCAAUGUUAAUACGUCUUUGCGAUGAAAUCACUGCUAUGAGUUUGCGAGCUGACGCGGCGAAGGAGGAACUUGAUACUUCAGCCCCUGCGUUGUCACCAGAGCACGUCAGUUCAGUAGUGAAGGGAGUGACCGCGGCAGUUGAAGAAGUGUCAGUAUUAGCACAGCAACAUAUGACCCGACCGGCGCUGUCCCCACGCCCUGCUCUUGUUUCGCCACGGGCUUCAACGCAGAGAAAUUCUUUACCAGAUAUACCGUUGACACCAAAAGAGCGUUCUUUAUUGACGGGCGAACCGGGAAACGAAUCAGCAGGCGUGCGCGCCUCACACUCGUCCGAGUCGGUUUUGGAUGCACCCGACUCACCUCCACCGAAACCUGCUAGGCCAAACAGGAAAAUCGAGUUGGCCCCACCUCUACCGCCUAAGCGUAAAUCAGCGAAUGACAACUCUUUACUGGGUCUCUCCAUUGAUAGAUUGUCUCUUCAAUCUCAUAGCAGUGGUUCUCUGGAUUCUAUGUUGAACGUGUCCCAUGAUGACGACCGGAACGCACACGAUUCUUCAAAUCAUGUGUUUGCACAACAUCCAAGCUCCGAUAUAGUUGGCAUGUGUAGCUGUAAUAAUGUUAGCGAAUUGCGCGCAUCGUUGGAGUCGCACGACUCACACGAAACGCAUCUCAACUCGACUCACGCGCAUGAACACUCAAACCACAAUCGGUAUGUCAGCCAUUUCUCCAACGAGUCCGGUUUCGUGUCAGUGGGCCACGCCGAAAUGUCUGCGGAACACAGUUUCACUUCUUUAUUCUCAUCACAUCACUACUCUAGCCAUGCGGACAGUAUUUUUAACAGUACAGACUGUGUGACGGAAAUGAAGUGCACACUUCAAAGUUUUGAGAGCCGCAUGAAUGUUAGCAAUACAAACAGUAUAACCACGCACCAUUCUUCAAAACUGGCCAGCAUCACGUCAAACGAGUCGGAGACGCCGCCCGAGCUGCCCGUCAAGACUCGCAACAUUCGCCUCGACGUACAACAGCACUUCCCCACUGUCGAAAUCAGGUCGAGCGGUGUGUGCUCCCUGCACGGCGAGCCGCGGCCGCACACGCUGGCUGUGCACCAGCCGCCGCGCCCGCCGCCGCUGCCGCUCAAGAAGAAGCACAUAAUGGCGUACAUGGAAAUGUUCGGCAACUGCAGCCAUCCACCGAACAAUGCCGCUGCUCCACCGGAUAUGUUCCGGCAUUCUAUACACACCUAUAAUUUAGCCAGUGCUAAACAUACGAACGAUGGAACAUUGAGCGUACAACAAGUUCAACGUUCUAUUGCGCAGUCAUUUACUGUCCAGCACUUUGGAAACCCACCGCUGAGCGGCUCUGAAGACAGUGUAAACAUGAUAACAUCGAGUGGCACUAGUCCUAUUCCUCUUGAGCCUCCAGCCUUGCCACCUAAGAUGAAUAAGAAUAAACAGUAUCAAAUGAGUAACAAUGAGCUACUACCUCCACCAUCACCUCGGCCAUCAUCGCACAACAGUUCUCAUCAUAGUGCCGACGAAACACUAUUGAACAAUAAUUCUGAUGAAUCAUUCAAAAGUGUGACAUUAGUACCUGGCAAAUUCCCUGUGGAGGAUGAACUGGAAAUGACUGUACAACAGCCAAUGCCAUCGCCUGUAGGGUCUCAGAGAAGUGAAGCUAGUUCAGAACCAGCUUCGGGCACAGCUGAAACCAACAGAAACAGUACUCCGGCGCCUCCAGACGCGGAUGAUAUUAUCCUUCAAACGGAUAUUAGCUCAUGGCUCGUCCUCAAGGUCCCCAACAAAGACGCCCCAGAGGUUCGCGGAGGACACCCCGACGCUCUAGUCGUACUGGCCACUAAGGCUACCAAAGACUUCGCGUACCAGGAGGCGUUCCUGGCGACGUACCGCACGUGGGUGUCGCCGCGCGGCCUCGUGGGGCGCCUGGUGCGGCGCGCGCAGCACCACCGCGCGCGCCCGCACGACCUGCGCUCCACGCUGUCGCUGCUCACGCGCGUGGUCGCCGACCUCACGAUAUCAGACUUGGAUUGUCCUCUGAUGAUGGAAAUCAUGGAGUUUAUAUAUUGGCUCGUAGACGCCGAGGAACUACCUAUAGCGAAAGCGCUAAGACAAAUUCUAGUCGACAAACAGAAACAGUUGCACUUCCAACAAACCAACAGCAGGUAUGAUUACGAUACACCUUGCUACGGCAGUGUAUCUCUCCGUCGUGACACUUUAUUGGACUUCAAAUCAAUAGAGUUAGCCGAACAGAUGACAUUGCUGGACGCUGCUCUGUUCAUACGCCUCACUACAGCUGAAGUACUGCUUUGGCCGCGUGACCAGUCCGAAGAAGGCUCACCAAAUCUAACACGAUUCACUGAACACUUCAAUAAAAUGAGUUACUGGGCGCGCUCUCGGAUUUUAGAGCAGGAUGAUGCUCGUGAUCGGGAGAAAUAUGCUAGCAAGUUUCUGAAAGUAAUGAAGGCGUUGCGCAAAAUGAACAAUUUUAACUCGUACCUUGCACUAGUGUCUGCGCUAGACUCUCCACCAGUGCGACGAUUAGUGGAGAGUAGGAUCUUGGAUGCUUUACAUGAACAUUGCACCAUCAUCGAUUCAUCCUCAUCUUUCCGCACGUAUCGACAGGCACUUGCAGAAACUCAACCGCCUUGCAUACCUUACAUUGGUCUAGUCCUUCAAGAUCUGACGUUCGUCCACAUCGGUAAUCCUGAUCUACUGCCGGAUGGAAGCAUCAAUUUCACUAAAAGGUGGCAGCAGUACCACAUCAUGGAGAACAUGAAGAGGUUCCACAAGGACAGGCAGUACAAGUUCAAAAAGAACGAGCGCAUAAUGGCGAUGUUCAACGAGUUCGACGACGUGUUGAGCGAGGAGGCCAUGUGGCAGGUGUCGGAGAGCAUCAAGCCGCGGGGCGGGCGCCGCGCCGCGCCGGCGCAGCCCGCGCACGCGCACGCGCCGCACGCACAGCCCGUCUGA